ACUUUCCUGCAGUGGCGUAGUAAAUCUGAUGCACGCAGGACAGAGUAAACAUCAGAGAGAGAGAGAGAGAGAAAGAGAGAGAGGAGUAGAUUAUAUAACACUACUCCUGUGGCAGAUUCAACUCCUCUGCUUUAAAUAAUUCCCCCUUCUAUCUCUGGAUGAGCGGCAGCAGUAGCAGCAGCAGCAGCAGUAGCAGCAGCAGCAGGGCUCUGAGUCGGACGCUUCUUUCAUCGACCCGGAGGAGCUGCACCCCUCCUCCCUCUCCUCCGGCUCGCUCCUCCCCUCUCUCCCACCCUCCCUCCUUCCUUCACUUUCUAACCCUUCUUGUUCCUUCUCCUCCUCCUCCUCCUCCUCAUCAUCCUCCUCCUCCUCCUCCUCCUCCUCCUCUCCUCUCAGCUGUGGAUGCCCUCCUCACUUACAGUAUGGACUCGGGAGGGGAAGGAGAAGAGGGUUGGAUGGAGGACCAGUGGGAGAAAUGGUUGACCCAUGACAUCAGCCUGGAUGAGUUUGAAGAUGACGACCUGUCGGAGAUUACGGAGAUCACAGACGAGUGCGGGAUGAGCCUCAACUGCAAUGGUCCGGAUAUAAAGGGCCAUGUGAGGCGAGGAACCAACAGCAUGUCGGGGAGGGCCGAGCUGGGUGCCGUCGGCCAGCUCCAGGCAGAGAUGCUGCAUUUGGAACUCAUCGACGACGGUGACGGUUACCGCAGCGACAAAGAGUCCUCGAAGGCGUCAGCCAUCGCACCCCCGGCAGUCACCAAGGACCCUGCAGCACCUGUUACCAUGGAUACCUACCGGCCCAAGAGACCCACGACCCUUAACCUCUUCCCGAUUGUGCCACGCACACAGGACACGCUAAACAACAACUCCUUUGGGAAGAAAUACAGUUGGCAGGAGAAGGUUUCAGGCUCGUCCUCGCCUCUUAAAACAGGUGAGCGCACCCCUCCGCGCGAGCACAGCUGUCUCAGCGACGAGGACACGGUGCAGGGCGGGGGAGCGCAGACCAAAGACCGCGGGACGUCCACCGACGCCCCCUGCAGACACAGCCACACCUCGGGACACUCGCACGGCUCGUCUACGACGGCCGCGACUCGCUCCAAGCUUCAGGAGAAGCCGCCCGCGCCACCCCCGCCGCAGAACUACACGCCAGCUCCCUUAUACCCGGCGGGGAAGGCGGAUGGAGGCGGGAACCACCGGGAGAGGAUCCGCUACCACACGGACGUUCAUCUGGAGCCCACGGAGGAGAUCUAUCUGACUCCCGUGCAGCGUUCCGCCGACCCCCUAGACCUCCCCAGCUCGCAGGACCGGCCUUUCCUCUCACAGCAGACCGAGCAGGGCCGCAUGUCCAUCAGCUCCGACACAGAGGGCCCGCCUCCUUACCAGCCCCUCCCAGACCGGACAAACCCCUCCAUCUAUGAGGAGGACGAGGUCUACAUCCCCCCGCCUUCGUACGCUUCUUGUGUAGAGUCCCUCAUCACGCCGCCCACCAUGGCUCGCUCCUCCCUCACGCUAGACCUCAGCCUGAAGGGGGCAGGAACGGGGGCCGGGGUCAUGCUGAGACCCGGAUCGUCGGUGGAGUACGUGGAUGCCACGGACGACAGCUACUGCGGGGAGGACGAGGACGUGGACAGGAUAAUAAUGGACGGAAGGGUGAGGAAGGGGGGAGGAAAGGGGGACGGCGGUGGCAACAGAGUCCCACUAAGGACUUCCAUGAACUCGGAGGCCAGCGGCCUUUCGUAUGACUCGGUCAAAUACACGCUGGUGGUGGACGAGCACGCUCAGCUAGAACUGGUCAGCCUGCGGCAGUGUUACCAAGGCUACAGCGACGACAGCGACUCGGCCACCGUCUACGACAACUGCGUCUCUUCUCCCUACGAGUCGGCCAUCGGGGAGGAGUACGAGGAGGAAGACGAGGACGACGAGGACGGCAUUGAGAUAGGAGGAGUGAGGAGAGAGGCGACCGCUUGUCUGUCUGAAGACUCCACUCCAGAGGUCGACCUGCACUUCUCUAAGAAGUUCCUCAACGUCUUCAUGAACGGACGCUCUCGCUCCUCCAGUGCAGAGUCCUUUGGCUUGUACUCGUGUCUCAUAAACGGAGAGGAGAGGGAUCAGAGCCACAGAGCCGUCUACAGGUUUGUCCCUCGUCACGACGAUGAGUUGGAGCUGGAGGUGGAUGAUCCGUUGCUGGUGGAGGUCCAGUCGGAGGAUUACUGGUACGAGGGCUACAACAUGCGAAGCGGUGCUCGUGGGAUCUUCCCAGCUUAUUACGCCAUAGAGGUGACCAAGGACACUGAGAGCUACAAAGUGAAGAGCAGUGAAUGGCUGGACAGAUACCGGCUGAAGUUCCUGGGCUCAGUUCAAGUGCCCUUCCACAAAGGAAACGAUGUUCUGUGUGCAGCUAUGCAGAAGAUUGCCACCAACAGAAGGAUGACAGUCAAGUACAACCCGCCUUCCUCCUGCAUCCUGGAGAUCAGUGUGAAAGGCAUCAAGCUUGCAGUUCAGGAGGAUUAUUACGCCCACGACAGAAGCAACGAGUGCAGUCACUUCUUCCAGUUAAAGAACGUCUCCUUCUGCGGCUAUCACCCCAAAAACAGCAAGUAUUUUGGUUUCAUUACUAAGCACCCAGCAGACCAGAGAUUCGCCUGCCACGUGUUCGUGUCUGAAGACUCCACCAAACCUCUUGCAGAGUCAGUAGGGAAAGCCUUCCAGUUGUACUAUAAAGAGUUUGUGGAGUUCUCGUGCCCUACAGAGGACAUCUACCUGGAAUAACCCUGCCCUGCCUUCAACCACAGCCCUGUACAGUACACUGUAUCAUAACAUAAUGUUGCAUGAAGGACAGACAUAUCUAAAAUAAAGAAAAAAAAGAAGAAAAAUUCAAAAAUUAACACAUCUGACAAACAAGCAGGAGAAGAAGGAUCACGUAUCGGAACCCUUGGUGAAACCUCUGUGCAGCAAGAAGAGAUGAAAAUGAGCCAAAGGAGGAGUCUUGAGAAAGGAAAAUAUGCAAAAUGGAGUCAGUGAUGAGGCGGUGACCGCAGGCUGCCCAUGGAAAGCACAAACAUUAUAUCACCGCAGCCUUGGCAGCGCUAGUUAGCCUGUAGCGUCAUCUCAGCAGGUGUCAACACUGAAAGACCGGGAGCCAUAUACUGGACCGCACCAGCUUGUAUUUGCACCUGACAAAAGAAACAGCGGCUGAGAUUUGGAAACAGAUGAGUUUGUCUGAGCAUGAGGGAGGAGUAUAUCUACUAAAUAACAUUCUCACACUGAAAAUGUACACUAAGUGAAACAAAACCAUGUAUGAACAGUGACCUUUAUCCUUGUAGCACACCUGAUACCAAGGUGAUAUCCACAUUGUUCAGUGACAACAUAAGAAUCCACCCUAAAACACUGUUAUAAAACCAGCUAUAGGUGAUGCUCUUUGCAUUUUGGGUCCUCUUUAGAUGUUUGGUGUUGAGGAUAAACCUUGUUUUUCGUAUCCAGACAAUUUCAUCAGCUGUUUGACAGCAGAAAAUGUUCUAGCCAUCUGGAACAUCAAUGGCAGGUUUUGGUGUUCGUAAAGCUUCAGUUUACUCCCAAAUGGACGCGUACUCGGACGGCUACGGACACCACGGAUGAGUAGUAGUCCUGAUUGUACUGUCCGAUUUAUGUCACGCGGACCCUUGCGGACCCUCGUAUACUUGCGCAUGUGGAAAGUUCGGCUUAAGGCUCACUACAUAUGAUCUGCAGUAUGAGCUGUGCACACUGCAAGGUGGGGCUAGAGCACAACGCAGAGGCACAAAUGUAGCAUAUAGGUUUGUGUCGCAAUUCGCCAAAUAGCAGGAAAGAACAAAACAAGCCUAGCAAAGGCCGUGUUUUUUCAGUUUAGCACAAAGACGAGUAAGGGCCUGAUUAGAGCUGAAACAAUUAGUCAAUUAAUCAAUUAACCAUUUUGAUAAUCGUUUCAUUGUCAUUCUUAAGCAAAAAUGCAAAAAAAUCAGUUUUCAGCUUCUCAAAUGUGAAUAUUUGCUGGUUUUCUUGGUCUUCUACGAUAUUAAACCAAAUAUCUUAUGGUUUUGGACUAUUGUUUGGACAAAACAGAUAAUUUGAAUAUGUGAGCUUUGACUUCGAGAACAUUUUAUGGAAUAAUUGAUAAUGAAAAUAAUCCCAAUGAUUAAGAAGGGUUUGGGUGCUUGAAACCCUUUUUAUUCCUUCACGGGUAACUUUCAAACAAGGUCAAAGUUGUACCUGAUUCAAUUUUAAGCGCGGUGGCAAGGCGUAACCUACAAGUGGUGUACAAUGCCCGAGCUAGCACAGCUGCGAGGUCCGGCAUCUUCAUGCUCUCCAUUGGCGAAAAGUAAUCAACGAAGAUGUGAAGCAAUUCUCUGCUGUAGAUCAUGUGUAGAGGUCCUUAGAAUAAUAGAGCCACCAAUGUUCCACAAUGAGACAGGGAGAGGAGGAAAUACAGAGACCGAUUUCUACAUCCAAAAGAGAAGGCAGUAGACUAGAACGCGAUGCUAGACGUUUCAGUUGCCAUGUUGAUCGGUUGGUUUUCUGUAGGUUGAAGGGCAUUCUGGGAAACGUAGGUACAGAAAUCACUAAUUGAAGUAAGAGUAGACAAAGCAGGGUGGACUAAACAUCUUUAACAUCGAAUAACAAAUGGCUCCUGAAAUGCACUCAGCAUGACAAAACAGUGUGAGGGUGUAUGAGCGUGGAUUUUUCCUUUCAAACUUUAUAGCAGCUUCUAUUGGUACUCUAGUGUUAAGCUAAACAGCCCCCACAAUUUGCCGAGUAAAGCCUUUAGUCCUUAAUUCUUAGUCUAAUGCCAGACACACUGCGCUUCUUUACUGUGUGUUUUAGGUAUAUAAAGGCUUAGGCUCCUGGGCGGUUCAAGACGAGGUCCGACAUACAGAAUUCUCCUUCGUGUGGUGUUCUAGAAACUUGCUCCACAUCAGAAAGCCUAAAUGCUCUCAGUGUGGCGGUGAUAAGAUAAUGAGGCUGAUUCUCGGGACAGUAGGUACGGGCGCUGACAAGGGAGCAAAAGAAAAACUCUGGUGUCUUCAUAUCUUCACUAGUAGUGCCUCUUUUUUCAUCAGAUCAUUGUGACCUUCCUCAGUGAACAUUAUCACAUUUUAAGGGAAUGCCAUUGGAGUGUGUGUUGAGUUUAAGAGUUUGAAUGCAAAUUGUGAUGAAGGAGUAUGUUUGAUGUGACUUGGGCUUUUUUUUUUUUUUUCACUGCACCAAAUGUGCUGUGCUGUACCUGUUCUGUCACAAGUCAUAUUUCAGAAGAGUGAAAUUGUGCCAAUACAGAGCCUUUAUAUGGGCUAGAGGGAAUACCCACAAAAGUGCUUUAGUUUUUGAGAUACCCAUACCGGAGGUAGAACAAAGGACAACGAUGUUUUUUCAAAUUCUCUUAGGUCUCCUACAUAGGAAAUGGAUACUUGGAUAAAAAUAUUUGACUUAUAUAUUUGCCAAAGCUGCCUAAAAGUAAAUGACUACAUUCAUCAUAGACCUUCACAUCUGAUAUUUCCGCUCAUUGUACUCAUGUGUUUGUAGUACUGUAUUUCCUCAAUGCAUCAAUGCAUUCACAUUCUUUUUCUCACACAUGUAGAGGAACCCCCUGUCCACUAUCACACAAAAUGCAAUCGGAGCUUGCAUUAUGGCCUUACAUGAGUUUAGGUAUAUAAACUCCCAUUCACAACAUCACAACAUCUGUCAAUUUAACCACUUUUGCAGUAAAACAUUUUUAUAUAAGAAUCCAUUUUCUAUAUAGGAGACCAAACAGAAUAUGAAAAAAACAUAGUUAUGCUUUGUUCUAUCUCCGGUAGGAGUAUCUCAAGAUAUGGGGUGUCUUCCCUCUAGCCUAAUAUCUGUGACCCGAGUAAGAAGCUAAACAGACAAGACAGAAAGAUUAAACUAAAAAUCAACGUUUAAAAUAUUUUAAUCAUCCAUGGUCCAUUUCAAUACUUUGACUUUAGAUAGUCUGCAUUUACAGCCCAGUCUCACAGCAGUUCGUGAAAUAGUCAUGAAAUUUAAUGUAUUGAUUUGUGUACAUAGACACGAAUCACACAUUUUUUGGUGAUGGACAGCGUGAAUCAUUAAUUCUCAUGUAAUCCACGUAAUUGUGAACUGAUGUCCGUGCCCCGUGUAAAACCAGAAGUCAACGGUUGAUUUAUUUUUGUCCCGUAACUUCCGUACUGAAGUUACGGCAGUUCCGGUGUUAAUUUUAACCCAACCCACGAUUUUUUCAUAAACCUAACUAAGUAGUUUUAUUUUGAAAAGACUGGAGCAUAAAUCGUCACGUUCGUCAUGUGUUGCUGGAUAUAACACACAAAAAAUACGUUGUUGAAAGUCGUGCUGAGCGUCAUGAAAAAAAAAAAGGAAAAUGCGUGUCUAUGGACACAAAUCAAAUAAAUUAAAUUUUGUGACUAUUUCACCAACUGCUGUGAGACUGUGUUGACAUUUAAUACACUGCUCGGCUACAGCGCCCGUUUAACAAGCGUCUGACAGGUUAGGAAUGACAACUUGGACGAUGACAACUGACAGAUGACAACUGGUGUCGCUGGAAUUACGUUCUGUUAUCCAUGCUAGUGCUGUGAGCUAAAGUUAUCGAUUUUGGUGGACAAUAACAACUUUCCAGCAUGGGUACAGCACAGUUGUCCUGCAGUGAAAAACAAACCAGACAGUGUGCUUCCUCCAUCAUUUAUCACUUACACUAGUUUCUAACAGAUUAUUUUAUGUGAUCUAUAUUUAACAAAAGAUAAAGUAUCUGUAAAAGAAAUAUUAAUUAAUGAAGAGUGUGGAAAAUAGUCAAUUCAGCCAUCUCACCAGUCCCCACGGUUUGUUCCUUUCAACAAAAAAAAAAGAAAUCUGAACAAAACAAAAGGAGUCGUCUCCUGUUGAUGAUCGAAGCCAUCGUGUUCACAUCAAGAGAGCAACACUGACUUUUAUAUGAGUUCCCUUCUCAAGAGCCGAUCAGGCAGAUAGGAGAAAAUGUACUGUAGUGGGGGCUAUACAAAGGGUGUAUAGACAUGCCAUAUAUAAAUAAAUAAUUUAAUAUCUGUAAUUAUAAAUAUUACAUUGUAUUGAUUCAACAUGUAGUAUGUGAAAUUUCUCUUUAUUUUGGAUUUUUUUUUAGGUGUGGAUUAUUCUUUAUUUAAAAAUUUUAAUGCAGA
Sebastes umbrosus (honeycomb rockfish) is the source of this 7150-nucleotide messenger RNA. It is a transcript of the gene mapk8ip1b, whose product is annotated as mitogen-activated protein kinase 8 interacting protein 1b. The transcript has 12 exons. Bases 159 to 2768 code for a protein of 869 amino acids. Gene Ontology annotation, cellular component: cytoplasm. Gene Ontology annotation, molecular function: protein binding. Gene Ontology annotation, biological process: regulation of JNK cascade. NCBI's taxonomy places the organism in Eukaryota, Metazoa, Chordata, Actinopteri, Perciformes, Sebastidae. The record is from RefSeq and is a predicted model, not a curated record.